GACCCCAAAUAAAAAUAAAUAAAUAAUAAAAUCAAAAUAAAUCUUUAUUAUAUUUGCAUCAAAAUGUUUGAUUUCACUAUAUAUUAGACAUAUAUAGAUGCAAUAUUACAAUAUCAUUGUCCACUGUAUCAAAACAUCAGAUAAGUUUGAAUGUCAGAGACUGAAAAUGUGGCUUAAAUGCUUCUUUUUGUGUCAUCUCCAGGUGCUUUGACUGAAUGCUGUGAUGAGAUGAGGAACCGCUACCAGCUGCCUGUCUACUGCCUGGCCAUCCGAACCAGUGACAAUGUCCAGCAGAUGAAGCAUCGUCUAAAAACCCAGAAAGGUAUAUUGGCCAACAUCCAGCAUUGGUUCUUUUCAGGCCGACCGCUCGCUGACAAGAUGAAGCAGGAAGAACUGAAGAUCUCCAGAGACUAUGUUGUCCAGGUGAUCAACAGCCAGCCUCCCAAAAACCCAGCACUGCCACAGAACCCCACUUCAGUGGAAAACUUAUGCCUCAUUGGGGAUAUUAACCACCACACCAAGUGUGUAUGUGAGAGGAUAUCAAUGUGCAUGAGCUGCAAGAUUAUUCAGAAGAAGAUUUCUCUAUUUUUGGAUUGGUCAUUAGAUUCUAGAGUAAACCUCAUUUCAAACAUUUACCGCCUUUGAGUUAUAGCUCUUCUAAGGGAGUUGAGAGUAAGAUUUUCUGUUUAAAAUCCUCAGGUCUAAAAACCGGAGCCCUGAUUUGAUCAAGAGAAGUCCAAAAAGUAUGGUUUUGGCAAGAUAAUCUUUAUUAUUAUUAUUAUAAGAUUAUGUCAUUAUAAACACAUUCUUUUCUCAUUUGAUAUGUUCUGCAAGGCAGACCAGAAGUGUGGACCUACCUGGGUCUGUAAGAACUUAAAUUCUGAAACAGACACUUGGGGCCAAAAUGACAUUUUAAACUGCUAUUGGCUUUUAGCAACAGGAGGAUCACUUGUUGGACUGCUCCUUGAUUUUAUUUUAUGUUUUUUAGUUUUUAUU
Carassius carassius (crucian carp) is the source of this 996-nucleotide messenger RNA. Its product is annotated as ubiquitin domain-containing protein 2-like. The transcript has a single exon. Lineage: Eukaryota; Metazoa; Chordata; Actinopteri; Cypriniformes; Cyprinidae. The coding region runs from base 178 to 645 and encodes 155 amino acids. The record is from RefSeq and is a predicted model, not a curated record. Gene Ontology annotation, molecular function: protein binding.